UUUCAUUAUAAUUACUGUUAGCUUGGUUCUUUGAAGAGAAAGGUGUCAUCAUGAUUCUAGUGAUCCUAUUUCUCAUCACCUGCGUUGAAUCUUAUCUUUACUACAAGAAACAAUAUCAAUUAGGCUUGAGUAUAGGCUGUAUUUUCUUUUUAUGGUAUGCUUGGAAUACGGCCUAUCCCAUUUUUACCUUUUCACAUGAACCAAUUCUUAUCACAUCUACUGUAUCAUCAUCAUCAUCAUCAGCAUCAUCAUCAUCAGGAACAGAUCAUCCAUCAUCAAAACAACAGCAGAAUCAAUCAAUUUCUUAUGGAAGUAACGAAAGCUAUCCCAUCCAUUUGAAGAUCAUCACGACUUCUCUCCAGUCCUCAGACCUCUCUCAUAUCUUGAUCAACAAGAAUCUUAUCAACGCCAACUCAAAUAAAGAAAAACAGAAUGGAUUUAUUUGGAGUUCAACAUUGAAUACUUCAGGAUUAUGGUCUGAUAUUGAUUAUACAUCCGGCUGUUUAGUGCGAAAAACGGGAUGGUCGGCAAUAAAUCAUCUCAAACGUAUAGAAUCCAUGGCAUCUAUUUGGUAUCAUCAGCAAGAAGAUAGAAUCUUAUUAUCACACAUCUUGCAAGCUCUCCAAUAUUGGUUCACUCAUGAUUAUACUAAUGAUGAUUGUCUAUUAUAUGGUGGCCAAGCUUAUAAAAACUGUCCUUGUGGUACAAUUGGCUUAUGGAGUAGAGCUUGGGAAUCUCAGGUGAUUGAGGUUCCUCGAUAUAUUGGGAAUAUAUGCCUCUUGAUCAACAAUGAACUAUCAUCUGCACAACGAAAACAAUGUAUCAAGUUCACUUCUAGGUCAUACUCUGUGGUGGAUCAAUAUAGUGGCGUCGAUCUCUUGAAUAUAGUUCACAACGGUAUCUCUUUAGCUCUUCUUCAAUCCAAUCCAUUAUUGAUUCAAGACGCUUUGGAUCGAGUAUCUAAAGAUGUAGUGAUUGCUCCAAAUGGAAAGGAUGGUAUACAAGUGGAUGGUUCAUACUUAUUUCAUGAUGCUCAACUUUACAAUGGCAACUAUGGUGAAGCUUAUAUCUUGGAUUUGAUCAAUAUCUUUGAUAUGAUGCGCAACGCAUCAUCCUGGUUCCCUAGUAAUACCACACAACAAUCAUUUGCUACUCUUCUUUCUGGAAGUGAAUGGAUGAUGUUUGGCACCAACUUAUCUUCUUCUUCAUUGACAUCUUCUGUGGUACGAUCUCCUUGGUUAUGGCAAUACAAUGUAUUAGGCAGGAUGAUUUCUUAUCGAACUAGCGAUUUACAAGGUACUGAUGGGGUGGCAUUGAAUAUCAUGCAACUGAAUGGGAUUCUUCAAUCAUGGUCAGCAAUUCAUAUCAAUGCUAGUACCAUUGGCAACAAGACAACAAACGCAACAACAACAACAGGAAAUGUGAUUCAACCAGAAAUACGGGCAUUAUCAUCUAUGAUUCAGCGACUUGAUCAUCCAUAUACGUCAGCAAAUCAAGGUCCAUUGAUGGGAACACGAUACUUUUGGAAUGCUGAUUAUCUUGUCCAUCGGUGUCAUGGCUUUAUCACUACGUUGAAAAUGAUAUCUACUAGAACAACAACUUGUGAAUGUUUCAAUGGUCAAAAUCUGAAGGGUGGAUAUCUUAAUGAUGGCAGUCUUUUUACAUAUCAACAAGGGGAUGAUUAUGUGGAUAUUUUUGGUGCUUGGGAUUGGAAAAAGAUACCUGGAGUGACCAUGAUCAACAACAAUUCUUCUUCUUCUUCACGAUGCGAAAAAGCAAAUCGAUUCAAAGGCAAAACAUCUUUUGUAGGCGCGGCAACUUUACAGUCAAGUCAAAUGGGUGUGGCAGUGAUGAAUUAUACGGAUCCACUUGAUGAUGAUCCUGGAGCAUUUGGUUGGCACAAGACAUUUAUUUUCUUCCCUUCUGUUUAUGCAGUUCAAAUGGAUGUAGUAUCUUAUGAUAAUCACAAUUCUUCUUCUUCUUCUUCUGUCAUGAUGGUCAAUACAACCUUGGAUCAAAGACGGCGGCGUGGUGAUAUCUAUUUGAAUGGAAAGCGAUUACAGCAACCCAAUGGAAUUUAUCACAAUGUAACAACUGUAUGGCACGACAAGAUACUUUAUACGUUCGACAUGCCUGUCAAUUUGACAAUGGAUGCAACAUCUCAUCCAAGUGAUUGGACCUCUUUUGGUGUUUCCAACAACAAGACGAAAGAAAAUGUGGAUAUUUGGUCAGUAACAGUCAUGACAACAAAGACAUUGACGUAUACAGUACAACCCAAUUAUCGAUUACACCGACAUCAAUCAGAGCCACCACUCGAAUUCAUUUAUACGGAGGACGUACGAGGUGCAUUCAGUGCAACGGAGCACUCCGUGAUGUUGGCGUUUUGGGCACCGGCAUCGAUCAGUAUACCAUGGUCACACGACGAUGAUGAAGGGGAUGAUGGCACAGAUAUCUUUAUUGAAACGAUACAUCCUUUGGUACUCUGUUUACAGCAACAAGUGGGCAAUGGCACCUGGGUAGUAAGCAUCAGUGAUCCAACACAAUCCUUAUCUUCGACAAACAUCAAGAUCUCCAUUGACCAAGAAGAAGCUCCUAUCCAAUAUGAUGUGAUAUUCCCUCAAGAUCAACGUGGAAGUUCUGUCACUAUGAUAUUGCAAGAUGAACCUUAGUAUAGUUUAAUAUAUUCCUUUCCCCUUUUCUAUUUUUUUUUCCCAAUAUGUAUAUCAAUAAAUCCUAUUGUUCUCUCUUCUUGAUCUA
Halteromyces radiatus is the source of this 2757-nucleotide messenger RNA. Its product is annotated as chondroitin AC/alginate lyase. Gene Ontology annotation, molecular function: carbohydrate binding; lyase activity. Gene Ontology annotation, cellular component: extracellular region. Gene Ontology annotation, biological process: carbohydrate metabolic process. Lineage: Eukaryota; Fungi; Mucoromycota; Mucoromycetes; Mucorales; Cunninghamellaceae. The coding region runs from base 51 to 2669 and encodes 872 amino acids. The record is from RefSeq and is a predicted model, not a curated record. The transcript is spliced from 5 exons.